GGCGAGCCUGGGCGGGGCCUCGAGGCCGGUUUGGAAUUUUUGGCGCGAGCUGACUCCGCGCGCGUUCACGGGCCGUUCCCCUUCUUGGAGGGUGCUUCGUCCCGGUGUCCAGAGGCCCCUCUGCCCGACCCCGGCCUUCCUGGCCUCUGCGAGGUCCCCAGCGGCCUUCGCCGACCCGGAACCUGGGACCUCGCUGCUGCGCCUCGCUGCGACCCGCCCAGCCUCCCCAGAGUUCCCCCUCGCCCACCGAGCGAAUUGAGCAGCGGCCCUGCACGGGAGGAACUCACAGUCUUGCACUAGAUGGUGGUCCACAGAUGUGUCGAGCUCAGUAAGAGGGUGAGGCACUCUGGACUCCGCCGGGACUCCAGUACCAAUCCUUCUCACCCCAUAAAGGCCGUCUGACCAUGCCAGAGGUACUUGUGGCCCACACAACCUUCAUGUGGACAGGACAACGUGUGUGUAGCAGAGAAGUGGCUCUCUUGUUGGCCACAGGAUCAAGCACUGUUUGAGUGGACACAUUGCUUUGUGCUUGGAUCCUCUAGCCAUGUCCAUGCCCGCUGAGGGCACCCCACCACCCCUAAGCGGCACCCCCAUCCCAGUUCCAGCUUACUUCCGACAUGCAGAGCCUGGUUUCUCCCUCAAAAGGCCUGGGGGCCUCAGCCGGAGCCUUCCACCUCGGCCCCCUGCCAAGGGCAGCAUCCCUAUCAGCCGUCUGUUCCCCCCUCGGACCCCAGGCUGGCACCAGCCCCAGCCCCGGAGGGUGUCUUUCCUGUGUGAAACCUCAGAGACCCUGCAGAGUCCUGGCUAUGACCCGAGCCGGCCAGAGUCCUUCUUUCAGCAGAACUUCCAGAGGCUCAGCCGCCUGGGGCACGGCUCCUACGGAGAAGUCUUCAAGGUGCGCUCCAAGGAAGAUGGGCGACUGUAUGCUGUUAAGCGCUCCAUGUCGCCCUUCCGAGGCCCUAAAGACCGAACUCGUAAGCUGGCUGAGGUAGGCGGCCACGAGAAGGUGGGGCAGCAUCCACACUGCGUGAGACUGGAGCGGGCCUGGGAAGAGGGUGGCAUCCUGUACCUGCAGACAGAGCUCUGCGGGCCCAGCCUGCAGCAACACUGUGAGGCCUGGGGGGCCAGCCUGCCGGAGGCCCAGGUCUGGGGCUACCUGCGGGACACUCUCCUCGCCCUGGACCAUCUGCAUAGUCAAGGCCUGGUUCACCUUGAUGUCAAGCCUGCCAACAUCUUCCUGGGCCCGAGGGGCCGCUGUAAGCUGGGCGACUUUGGACUACUUGUGGAGCUGGGUUCAACCAGUGCUGGCGAGGCCCAGGAGGGAGAUCCUCGCUACAUGGCCCCAGAGCUGCUGCAGGGCUCCUAUGGGACAGCAGCAGAUGUGUUCAGUCUGGGUCUCACCAUCUUGGAAGUGGCCUGCAACAUGGAACUGCCCCAUGGUGGAGAGGGCUGGCAGCAGCUGCGCCAGGGAUACUUGCCCCCUGAGUUCACUGCUGGUCUGUCUGCUGAGCUGCGUUCCGUCCUCACCAUGAUGCUGGACCCUGACCCCCAGCUUCGAGCCACAGCUGAGGCCCUGCUGGCCUUGCCCAUGCUGAGGCAGCCACGUCCCUGGAAUGUUCUGUGGUACAUGGCUGCAGAAGCCCUGAGUCGAGGUUGGGCCCUGUGGCAGGCCCUGGUCACUCUGCUCUGCUGGCUCUGGCAUGGGCUGGUUCAUCCUGCUAGUUGGCUGCAGCCUCCAGGCCCACCAGCCACGCCACCUGGCUCUCCACCGUGCAGCCCCCUCCUGGACAACACCCUCUCCAGCAGCUGGGACGAUGACAGCAUAGGGAGCCUGGAGCCAAGAAGGAGCAGAGCUGUUUAUAGUCUACUUUGCCCAACCCUCAACACCCUGCUUGUCCUCUUUCUUGUAGUCCCUCACUCUCCCCAGAGACCAUCCUGUCCCGAAUCACUAGGAGAACCUCCACCCCUCGGGGCAGGCACAUUCCAAGGUGAGGAGCUGAGCCAGCCCAGGGUGGGGCUGGGCACAGUUGUCUCUAGGACCCAGUGUCGUAUUCCUUUGUGUUCCUCCCCCAAGGGAUGCCCUGGACCUAACUGAUAUGGACUCAGAGCCUCCAAGAGGUCCCUGCCCCACCUUUGAGCCAAGGAACCUCCUCAGCCUAUUUGAGGACUCCCUAGACCCAGCCUGAGCCACAGGCCCAGCCAGCCUUGGUGCUUUUAAGUCUCUGAUCUUCUUGCCCACCUGUCCCCUGAAAGUUCUGUAUCUAAUAAAAAGGAAUGCGUCCUGGGAACA
Molecule: messenger RNA, 2290 nt
Organism: Apodemus sylvaticus (European woodmouse)
Lineage: Eukaryota; Metazoa; Chordata; Mammalia; Rodentia; Muridae
Gene: Pkmyt1
Product: protein kinase, membrane associated tyrosine/threonine 1
Exons: 8
Coding region: 545-2095 (516 amino acids)
Biological process (GO): protein phosphorylation
Molecular function (GO): protein kinase activity; ATP binding
Source: RefSeq, a predicted model, not a curated record